AUGGCGCAAGAUGUUCUGCGGCUUAUUGGGUCAAAAACCGGCCAAGUUGUCGUUCGUCCGCCGAACUUGUCAGCAAGCAUGAAGGGACGCUCACGUCUGCGUAGCAUGCGCCGCGUCACAAUGAACCCACAGGCGCUUCUUCUUGCGUACUACUACGCUGUUCUGCCAGAUGAUGAGGUUGACAGACUCGUUACGGAAUGUGCCCAACAAUUGGUAGAGCUCUUGGAGCAGCUCAAGGUGUGUGGAGCACAGGAGGGUGUUGACGAGGAGUAUGCCGCAGCCAUUCUGUCCUCCACCUCACUUAUGUGGAAGGAAUACAGUAACAAGGUCGCAGAAAAUCUCCGCGCACUCAAGGGCGCUGAUCGUCGUGCCUGCAGGGCCGUUCUCGUGGACGGCACAAAAGAGGUAUACGUGGCGGCCUCGCGCGAGCUGCGGAAGACACCAUCUAAUGGGGAUCUACAGACCUUUGUCGGCCUGCUGCAUGACCGCCUCGCACGGCUUACGUCAGAGGAGGACCUCGCAGAGCUGGAGGCAAGUAUACGCGACAGGCAGCGUGAAGAAGAAGAAGAAAAAGAAGGGCAGUGCGAUCAGUAUCAGCAGCAGCAUAAACAAGAACAUAUGUCACCGCCGCCACACCAGCAUCAGCAAAAACAAGAACAAGAACUGCAACAUCAGCAACAUCAAAAGGAAGUAUUAGUCAGUCAGGCAACGAAGCUGCAGCUGGCUGCAGCGCCGCUGUAUUCUGAAGGAAACACAAGCGGAUCCGAGGCAGAGCUGGCGCCUCCCGUCUCGAUGGGGCCAGUGCUUCCACCGGAUUGGUAUGUUGAUGAGCAUGGCCGCUCUAGGCCACCUCCAACUGAUGCGUUACAGAAGCGCCGCGAGGUAUUCAUUCGCCUUGAGUUUCGUGCUAAGAAGGCGUACGAGACAGUGAUUAAGGUGCCUGACCAGAGUAAUGAUCCACUGCAAAAGAAGAUAGUUUCUUCAUUGAACGAGGCGCAGUUGGCAUUGCUCGCUGAGCAGUGCAAUCGCCACCCGCCUGACUUGCAGAGUGUUCCUCAUUUCCUGAAUGUCGUCAUUGAGGGCCUGCUAAACGCCCUCCCGCGGCGGCUGCGGGCGCAGGCGGAGCAGGAGGUGCGCGACGUGUUGGACUGGCGCAUCGUGCGCCGCUCAGUGAUGGGGAGUCCGGGGAACAUUGCUGCGCUCAUGCGUUACGUUAUGGGGAAAGUCGCGGAGUACGGCGCCGUGGCGAGAGCAGAGGAGACGCUUCAGCGCGCGGAAGACAUGCGCAGAGACCUUGAGUCCUGCACUCCCGACCUCGGCACGGCAGUGGCAAACUCGUUCCGCCUUAUGCUCUCCUCCAUACGCCAGCUGCAUGAGGAUAUUGCGCAGUACUCGCUCUUGCUUAUCUCUCAACAGUUACGAGAAAAUGCUGUGCCGUUUAUUCGAGAGUUCAUCAGCGAAUGCUUCCCAAAGGUGGAACAGUGGGAAAGUUCUCUGGGGUUUGUGCGACGAUAUUUCAACGAUGAACGUGUGAAGGCGUGGGCCAAUUCGCCCGCUGCAGCCUCAUCGACAUCACUGACGGAGAACGAACGUCGCCUUCGUGGAAGCUUGCUGUACGGUCUGCUGGGCUUGCUGCGAAGUGGGGGUCAUCAAACUAAUGACCGGUGGCAUGAUUACCCAACAGAGUGUUUUUAUUUUGAAAAGGGGGUUGUUUUCUUUGCCGCAAAUACAGUACAGGAGACUGGGCUGCUGCUUCUUCUGUCUGGGAGUAUUUCAACCAUACUACGGGGAAAAGGCAUGGACUCGAGGGCUGUUAAUGAUAUGUUGAAACAUAUGCACGAGCAGUUCCUCCACCUACUCUCAGAGGGACUUACCCUGCCGUACCUGAAGACAUCUGUGGUGACUAUGAUUGACGAGGCGUUGGCGAAGCAAAGGACAUUUCCUCCUCUGACCGAGGGUGAGAUCACUCAAUUGCACGGGACAGUUGAAAAAAUGACAGAUACAACAGGAAGCCUCUAUCUGGUUUUUGAGAAACGUAUUCUUGCCUUCAUUGAAGCAAUUCUCGAACAUGGACAGCACGAUCCUGCCCCGUUGGGCCUUGUAACAGAUUCCCUGCGCCGUCUGGCGAUAUUGCUUCAGCAAAUGCUUGCAUUUAAUUGGGAAGUUUAUCAGCCCUUCUACAAGGAUAUGCUUCCGUACGUCACGUUAGAAGACCUCGCCGGUUAA
This is a messenger RNA of Trypanosoma grayi, 2226 nucleotides long. RefSeq lists its product as hypothetical. Gene Ontology annotation, biological process: signal transduction. The coding region runs from base 1 to 2226 and encodes 741 amino acids. NCBI's taxonomy places the organism in Eukaryota, Euglenozoa, Kinetoplastea, Trypanosomatida, Trypanosomatidae. The record is from RefSeq and is a predicted model, not a curated record. The transcript has a single exon.